Molecule: messenger RNA, 4098 nt
Organism: Trichomonas vaginalis G3
Lineage: Eukaryota; Parabasalia; Trichomonadida; Trichomonadidae
Exons: 1
Coding region: 1-4098 (1365 amino acids)
Source: RefSeq, a predicted model, not a curated record
AUGUCUGAGAACUCUUCAAUUUCUUCAAAGAAGAAAGGGAAGAGACGUCAUCACCACAAAAAUACUGAAUCAGAUACUCAAAAUUCUAACGAGAUUGAAUCAUCUACGCAGAAAGAUUUCCUUAAAGCACAAUGGAUUAGUUUUAUGUCCAGAAUCGUAUUGAAAACCAAAAUAAACAAUAUGAAAUCGCUGCAAUUCUAUGAUUACUCGACUAGAACGUUCGCAAAUUUCAAAAUGUCUAUUUAUUUUAAUAAAAUGAAACGGAAAUACAAAUGGCACAAAUUAGCAACAGAUUUAGUACAUAAUAAUUGCAUUAAAACAAUUAGAUCAAUCGAAUAUACAUCACCAGAGAAAAAUUGGCCAAUUUUGUUACAAUCGGCUGUAAAUUAUAUUCACAAUACGCAAAUAGCUUCAGCUUUCAGUGAAAGGAACGAAAAUCGAAAAUUACGACUGAUUUUGAAAAAUUGGAAGCUCGUGACAAUAAAACUGAGAUUUACAAGGAGCUUCGCCAUGGACAGAUGGGUAGAGUUUGUUGAGCGAAAAAUGAAAGCAUAUAAACAGAAGAUGAAACAAAACGCUUUGAUUUCUUACAAUAUCUAUCAAAAAUGGCAACAAUUCAACUCACAUCUCGUUUUAAAAGAUACUCACGAUACAUUAGUUAUCUACAAGCGUAAAUACGAUACAAAAAUCGCAUUUGAUAGAUUUGCUUUUAGAGUUCAUGAAGCUCACAAGCGAGAAGUAUUUAGAGCUGGAAAAAGAUGGCUAGAAAAACGAAAAUGGUGGUGCAAAAUUGCUGUUAGAGUAUUAACACUAAAUUCAAUUCAAAACUGCAGAGUAUUAAAACAUAGAGACGAAGUUUUAGAAAAAUUCAAAGCUCUGAAGGAGUCUUUAGUGGUUUCUCGUAGAAGAAAAGCUUUAAUUAACGCUCGUACGAAACUUGAUAAUAUAAUCAAGAAUGAAACCAGAAAAAUGUACUUAAGAAAGUGGAAUGAGAGAAUGCAUAUUGUAAAGUAUUCAAAGUUAUUCGUUAAAUCUCAUUUCAACGGAAUUCUUAGAGAUUAUUCGAAGCAUAUACAAAAUGAAGCUGCAAAGAAGAUCCAGCAUACUUUUCUCGAUUUCCAACAUAGAAUGCGUGAAAAUGUUCUUAUUGUUCGCAAAGCAUUUCUCAAAUGGCAAGGAAUUUCUUCGAAAUUGGCGUUACAGACUCUUGAAGUUGUUCCAGAAAUGGAUUUGAGACUCAAAUCACCAAUAAUUGAUACACUUGAUAUAUUCAAACCACAAUUAUCCAUUGGUUUAGAUGUCUUUGAUGAUUUGAUUAAUAUGAAAUACGAAAACAACAUGAUAUUGGCAGACAAAGUUGGUCUUGAUGCAAGAGAAAUGAUUGAUGAUGUAUUGUUCAUUCCAAGAAAGUAUCCUUUUCUUCCAAAUAUUGAUAAUUUUGAAAAUGUUGAAAUUCCUCUCGAUACAACAAGUUAUGAUAUCGAAUUUGACUUCUCAGAUCUUGUCUGCCCACUUCUUAACGUGGAUCCAUUAAUUAGACGAGGAAACAGACCAGAGAUUCCUAUCAGUGAACAAUUCUUGAACAAAUGCACACAACAAACUCGCACAAGAAAGCUUUCACUUGAUGAAUUAUUUGAUAACGAGGUAAAUCCAAUUGAGUCAUUGGCUCAAACUAAAUUACCAAAGGUAAUUAAAUGCAUGACUUUCGAUCCAACAGAUUUAUUAGAAAAACAACCAGAACCACGGUUCGCACCAAUAUCAAAUUACAUAAGCGAUGCUUUAAUUCCAUUGCAAGCUGCAAGAUUUAACAUUAUUUUCCAGUUAAAUAAUAAUUCAUAUAAUAUCCUUGAUAAUAGCUUUGAAAAUGCCAUUAUUAAUAUCGUCAGACAUCACUUUGUGUUCAAAUUUGAUGUUUUGCAAAUUGAUAUGGAAUUAUUCAACACAAAUGUAUUGGAUUCGAUUGCAUUUUCUACAUCACUUACAGAAACAAUCAGACAGGCAACAAUAAAUUCAAUUAAUUCCAAUUUGCAAGAUUUGUCUGAAAUUACUAAAAUUGCAAAGCCAUUGCCUCAUAUUGAGUUCUCAUUUACAGAUGGAUUCGAUGGAAAACCAGUUUCAAUGCGCGUUAGAGAUGUCGAAGUUGAUCCAUCUUUCGGAGAAGAAUUAAGAAUUUCAGCUUUACGAGAAUCACUUCGUGCUGCUACCGGACAUAUCUCUGGAAUCGAUAUUAGGAAGGUUGAUCCUAUUAUAACAACCAAUUUCCCUACAAACUUCUGUGAAAAUGUUUUUAAUGAAUUUAAUCUUGGCCAAAAACUGUUUGAUUUUGAUCUUCCAUUCGAAAUUCCAGAAGACAUUCCAUCAGAUGACCCAGAUAAACUCGAAGAAGAGGAAGAAACCGUUUCUAAAGACCAAACAAUUGAUGAUUCUAAACAAGAUACAAUUGAUGACAUAAAUAUUUCAAUAAGAGGAGCAAAUAUUUCCCAGAAUUCAACACUUGAUCCAUCAUCUAUUAGUAAUUUAGAAGAAGAGGACGUUGAUUCACCAAAACGAACAAAGAUUCCAAUUAUUAGUUUUAUAACUAAUGUUCAGAAAGCUAAUUUAUUAUCAGAUGGUGAAGAAACUAAGACAAAUACAAGUAGUUAUGAUGAUGACUUCAAAUCUCAUGGAUCAUCAAUUAUUUAUGACAUCAAAGAUGAAUUGUUUGAUCAAAAACGAGAUCCAAAUGUUCCUGUUGCAGAAGAUCUUGAUAUGCAAUGGAUAUUAAAUGGAAUUGAUUUAUCAUUAACUGCUGAAGUAAUUGCUCGAGCGAAUCAUGCAGUUUCUAAGACAAUUGGAUCAUUAUUCUUCCCAAGUGUUGAAGAAGAAGACUUAAGUUUAUCAGAUCCUGAUUUCCAUUUCGAAGAAGAAUCAGAGAAUGAUGAUAUUUCAUUCCCGCCAAUAAUGAAAUCAUUGCCUAAAUUUGAUAGUGCGAUUCUUAAUCCAGAAGAAUCAAUUAACGAUACAACAACAUCUGAUCCAACAAUUACAAAUACAGAUGAUCAUACAACAAGUGACAGUACAAUUGCUAAUAUCAAUAUACCAACAACAGGACCAGAUUCUAGACCACAAAUUUCAAAGGAACCAGAAAAUCAACAACCAACAAAUAUCGAACUUCCUCCAAUCACUGUUUUCACUCCUCCUUCAAGUCCAUUACCAGAAGACCUUCCAUCGCCACCUCCAUUGCAAAAACCAGAUCCUAUUCCAGUAUUACCACCUAAUAUCUCUGAUAGUUACAGCGACAAAACAAUUGAAAACAUCAAACAAGAAGAAGAAGAAGAGGAAGAAGGAAAAAUCGAAAACAAAGUUGAAGAAAAAAUCAAGGAGGAGGAAGAAGAAAAACCGGAAGCUAAACCCGUUGAUGUUAAAGUUGAAGAGGAAGAAGAAGAGAUACAUGAAGACAAGAAUGAAGAGGAAGAAGAGGAUAUUGAUUUCGAUCAAUUCAUAUUAAAUGAUCUAACCAAUGUUUUGAUGGAAUCAAUGAAACUUGCAUUUCCACAAAACCAAGAAAAUGAAAAACCAAAACAAAAGAAGGAAGUUAUUCCAGAAGAAGAGAUCAAUGAAGAGGAAGAAGAUGAAAUGAGACAGUUGUUGAUUGAUGCUAUUGAUUUUGAUGAUUUAAUCAAUACAGUUGCAAGAAAUUACAAAGAAGAAAUUAAUGAAGAAGAAGAAGAAGAGAAUGUUCCAAAUUCUGAAAUGUUAUUGAAAGAGAUGAAUUUAGAUGGAGUGAUCAUUGAUGCAUUUGGAAAAGCAUUCGAUUUAGGUGUUGAUUAUGAAGAAGAAGAGGAUUAUGAUGAAGAUAAUGUUCCAAAUACAACAGAACUCGAACCAUUCAUUGAAGAAGAUUCUGAAGAGGAAGAUGAUACUCCAUUCGGACCACCACCAAAAACUCAUGCAAGUAGUAGCACUGAUAUAGAUAUAUCUAUAGCAGAUUCUUACGAUAAUAAUUCAAAUGAUAAUAAUCUCAAAGAUAUGCUCUCAAAAGCCUUGAAUGAUGCUAUCACCGAGGCAACAAGCGAUUAUGUUUACAGAUAUAGAGAUGUUUUUUCUCAAAAGAAAUAA